This is a messenger RNA of Hevea brasiliensis (rubber tree), 528 nucleotides long. RefSeq lists its product as uncharacterized. Lineage: Eukaryota; Viridiplantae; Streptophyta; Magnoliopsida; Malpighiales; Euphorbiaceae. The coding region runs from base 1 to 528 and encodes 175 amino acids. The transcript is spliced from 4 exons. The record is from RefSeq and is a predicted model, not a curated record.
AUGGGUUUCUUGCGUUCAUACCGGAUUGAAAGCAUUGGCUUCGUAGGUGGUAUCUGGUUUGUGUGGAAUCCUUCCCGUGUGCCAGUUACUCCUUGGCUUAUGGCUGGAGAUUUCAAUUCUAUUGCUUUUUCUUUUGAGAAGUUGGGGCGUGCUACAGCGAGCUCAUCAAGAUGUCGUUUUGUUGAGCCUCAAUUUACUUGGAAGAGAGGGGUAGUGGAGGAACGUUUGGAUAGGGUGUUAUGUGAUUUGGAUUGGCGGACUAAGUAUAUUGAUGCCACGUUAUAUCACCUACCUUGCUUGAAUUCUACUCACCGUUCACUUCUUAUAAAGGUUAAUCAUGUGGAGCAUCCUUCCAGUCGAACAGCGGCCUCUUAUUGGAAUAAGAAUGUUUUUGGCAAUAUUGGCAAAAGAAAGUCAAAUUUGCUGAAGAGGAUUGUUGGUGUUGAGCGCGCUCUCGAGCUACAUCCUAAUUCACAAUAUCUUUUGAAUAUUGAACCCAACCUUAAAUUAGAAAUGGAGAAUGUGUAA